UGCGGAGGAGAAGAAGGUCCGCUCCCAUCGACGCUCCGCUCCUCUGCGGUUGAACUUCACUAAAGCGGUCAUUUCCUCCGCUGGAGCCGCCGCCGGACGCCGCCAUGUCCCUCACCGCCAUCAGCAGCACGCCGCCCGGCGGCAGGUCGUCCGGGAACGGCGGCCUCAACCUGGGAUACAGCCGGACCACGGGACUGCUGAAGAUCGGCCAGCUGCUGUCGCUGCUCGUCGCCUUCCUGUGCGUCCGGCUGGCCCGCGGUUGGCCCGACUGGUACGCCUUCCAGUUCUUCGAGGUGGUGGUGCUCUGGUUCCUGGUGGCCUUCCUCAUCUUCUUCCUCAUGCACCUGUGCAGGCUGCAGGUGAAGAUGCCCUGCAUCAACUGGCCGCUGGCGGAGUUCUUCCACUACUCUGUCGGGUCCGUCCUGAUCUUCAUCGCCUCCAUCAUCGCUGCGGUGAAAUGUGGCGCCGUUUCCUCCCUGGUGGUGGCGUCGGUUUUCGGGUUGAUUGCGACGUUCCUGAUGGUCGUCAAUUUGUGGACGUCGUACAGCGUCGCCUGCGGCCCGGCAGCCGGUGAACAGGAGUAAAAGUGACUCGUCGUGAAAAUGGCCGACAGCUGCAUCCUGCUCCAGUUUUCUGCCGGCAACAACCCGCUCAUCGAACCCGAUUGGAUGAAAAACAGAAUCUGGACCAAAACCGGCGAGCGGACCGGAUCAUUUUAGCUGAGUUCAGUCCGUCAGGCAGCUGAUCCACGUCACGUUUUUCUGUUUCAG
Messenger RNA from Poeciliopsis prolifica (blackstripe livebearer), 770 nucleotides. Its product is annotated as CKLF-like MARVEL transmembrane domain-containing protein 7. Gene Ontology annotation, cellular component: membrane. NCBI's taxonomy places the organism in Eukaryota, Metazoa, Chordata, Actinopteri, Cyprinodontiformes, Poeciliidae. The record is from RefSeq and is a predicted model, not a curated record.